Messenger RNA from Manihot esculenta (cassava), 750 nucleotides. RefSeq names its product protein kish-like. Gene Ontology annotation, biological process: protein secretion; intracellular transport. The coding region runs from base 213 to 425 and encodes 70 amino acids. The record is from RefSeq and is a predicted model, not a curated record. Lineage: Eukaryota; Viridiplantae; Streptophyta; Magnoliopsida; Malpighiales; Euphorbiaceae. The transcript has 5 exons.
CAAUUUUUUUUUCCCUUCCCCACAUCAGAUGCCAUGACAGUUUUUUACUUCACUUAUUGGCGUCGAAGCAGAAAAAGCGGUUCCUUUCUCUCAGCUUAUCUGCGAGCUCCGGCUCCGGCGAAUCCUUGAUCCAAAAUCUAGCAGUUUUUCGCGGUGGUUGAUUUUGUUUAUAGAUUUGAAAGAAGAAAAGAGAUCGUUUUGAGGAUCAAAACAUGUCUGCACUCUUCAAUUUUCAUUCCUUUCUUACGGUUGUGCUAUUGGGAAUUUGUACUUGCACUUUUGUGAAGAUGCACUUUCCAGCGAUCCUAGAACAGAGAACAGGGUUUCGUGGGUUUUUCUGGAAGGCAGCCAGAAUAGGUGAGCGUUUGAGCCCCUGGGUUGCUGUAGGAUGCUUCACAAUGGGUGUGUCAAUAAUAUUUUUCUAGUAAGAAGCAUCUUAUCUGUGUAUUUGGAAGUAAGCUCCACCCUUUUCAUUCUUGUGGGUAAUUAUGCUGCCCAUUGGAACUUGAUGUCAUCAAAUCCUUUCUGCUACAAGAGAUGUAUUGGUAACCAUUGUUUCAUUGUCAUAUUAGGGACCUCUUUGGACUUUUUGAAGGCAUUUUUUGGAAAUAUGUUGUUGAUUAUGUUAUUUCUCAUACAGCCACUAGAUCUCUAGAUGCUAAAGAGUCUUCACUAGUGAGAAUUAUGUUGGAUAUGAUACUGACAAAUUGUGAUUCUGAAUUUGAUGUCAUUUAAAAAUUUUUGUUAGUA